Brassica napus (rape) is the source of this 881-nucleotide messenger RNA. Its product is annotated as mediator of RNA polymerase II transcription subunit 30. The coding region runs from base 249 to 728 and encodes 159 amino acids. Lineage: Eukaryota; Viridiplantae; Streptophyta; Magnoliopsida; Brassicales; Brassicaceae. Gene Ontology annotation, cellular component: mediator complex. The record is from RefSeq and is a predicted model, not a curated record. The transcript is spliced from 3 exons.
UAACUUCGUAUAUGUGGCAUGUAUUAACAUAAACUCUGUAUAGUUGUUGACACAUUUUCAUAGAUUGGAUAGUUUCCACCAUAUUACAGUAAACUUCGUGUAGCUGAGAAACUUUUUUCCUUUAUUUUAUUAAUUUAUUUUUAUACUAUAAUUUGACAAAACGAUGCCGUAUUUGAAGCUUUCACUGUUCUGGUCGCUGGAGAAGAAAUAGGAAUCAGAGUAUUGUGAAUACGACGCAGGAGCUGGCGAUGGAAGGGGAGAAGCAUUUGGAAGAAACAAUUGAAUCGGCAUUUCAGAUCAUUUCCGCUAUGAAUGAUGAGCUUUGCAAUCCUUCUUCGUGGUCUACACCAGCCACCGCGAGUUCUAACGGUACGGCUAUCGUUACCGCCGACGCGGCUGCGAUUGACGGAGCACCGCAUCAUUCGGAAUCUGGUGGUGGCGGGGGCGGAGGAAGUGGGAAUAGUGCUCUGGAUGAAGCUAGUGUUCGGUAUAAGAACUCCGUGACUUCUCUUCGUGCUGUUCCCAAUUCUCAGAAGGCAAAAGCAUCUGUUAUGGAAAACGGUUUAGAAACUCCUGAAAGUGUAGAAGAAAUCGAAAAGUUAGAGGAGCAAGCUUUAAGUCUCAGACAGGAGAUCGCAAAGAAGAAUGUUCAUGUAAAAGAACUUAUCGACAAGUUUCGAGAACUUAUAGCAGAUAUCUCCACAUGGCAAAGCCCUUGUUCUGUUUGAGUCUUUUUUUCUCUUAUUUGACAAUGGUGUGAGCAGUAAGGACAAGGUGCUAAGCCUUUGUUCUUGAACUCCAACUCCUCACUUGAAACAUGAAUUUGUAUAUAUAAAUAUUUCAGACAAAAUCUUCAAACCUCUGUGUUUUCAGUUGCAUCA